AUGCUGGCAGAGCUGGAGUUCUGUCUGCUGCUGGCAGUGACACUGCUGAGCCCAGUCCCCGGGGCCCAAGCCAUGGAAGGUGUCAAAUGUGGGGGUGUGCUCUCAGCACCUUCUGGAAACUUCUCCAGCCCCAACUUCCCCAGUCUCUACCCCUACAACACGGAGUGCAGCUGGCUGAUUGUGGUAGCUGAGGGCUCCUCAGUGCUGCUCACCUUCCACACCUUCGACCUGGAGUACCAUGACACCUGCAGCUUCGACUUCCUGGAGAUCUACAAUGGGGCCUCCGGGGACCAGGGCAACCUGCUGGGGAGGUUCUGCGGCCAGGUACCCCCACCGCCCUUUGCCUCCUCCUGGAACGUCAUGUCUGUGGUCUUCCACUCAGACAAGCACGUGGCCAGCAGAGGCUUUUCCGCGGGCUACCAGAAAGAUGCAUGUGGUGGCGUCCUGACGGGCCUGUCGGGGGUCCUCACCAGCCCCGAGCACCCCAACAACUACCCCAACAACGUGGAGUGUCGCUGGGUGAUCCGAGCCUCCGGCCCCGCCACCGUCAAGCUGGUCUUCGUGGACUUCCAGGUGGAGGGCAGUGAGCAGUGCACCUACGACUACGUGGCUGUGCUCGGGGGGCCCGGCCCCGCCCAUGGGCACCACUACUGCGGCAGCUCCAGGCCCCCCACGCUCGUGUCGCUGGGCCACGAGCUGCAGGUGGUCUUCAAGUCUGACUUUAACAUCGGGGGCCGGGGCUUCAAGGCCUACUACUUCUCAGGAGAAUGCCAGGAGGUAUACACAGCAGUGCGGGGCAACUUCUCCAGCCCACAGUACCCCAGCUCCUACCCCAACCACAUCCGGUGUCACUGGACCAUCCGCCUGCCUCUUGGCUACCGGGUCAAAGUGUUCUUCCUGGACCUGGAACUGGAGGGGCCCAACAGCCUGACCAAGACCUGUGACUUUGACCAUCUGGCAGCCUUCGACGGGGCCAGUGAGGAGGCGCCCCUGCUGGGCAGUUGGUGUGGCCAUCACCUGCCACCACCGGUCACCUCGAGCCACAACCAGCUCCUGCUUCUGCUGCACACAGACCGUAGCACCACCCGCAGGGGCUUCUCUGUGGCCUACAUUGGAGGUCAGCUGGGGUUGAGGAGACACCUCCCCGAUGGCUGUGGGAGCCCAGAUGCCUUUGGGAGCCCAGGGUCAGACACGGCACUAGUGCUGGGCCAGGCUCCAGAUGUGGCCCAGGCUGCAGUGGUCCCCAUGAACGUGAGUUGCUCCCGCACGGACUUCCAGAUCCUGAUCUCCGCGCAGGCACUGGCCCCUCUAGAACGGACCAAAGUCUACCUGGGCAGCCGGAGCUGUGCUGCUCAGGAAGUCGGCAGCAACUUCCGGAUCCAGGCCCGCUUUGACACCUGUGGCACCGAGUCUCAGAGAAGAAACAACACUUCAGUGAUCGUCAGUGUGCUGUACAUCGACUUCUCAGCUGGUGGGCAGGAGGAUAUCCACGAAUACGAGGUCCGCUGUGAGCCAAGGCGAAAGGAGGCCUCUGUCCACCUGCUGUCCGGCUCCCACUGGCUUGGGCCCUAUGCUGCCACGGCAGAGCACCUUCAGGAGGCACCACCCAGGGAUGAGGCAGAGGCACUGGAGGGCCCCGUGGCCAUGGUGGCCCAGGACACCAGUGACAUCGUCUUCCUGGGCCUUUGCAUCCUGGCUGGAGUCCUCAUGGUCAUUGCCAUAGUGGUUCUGAUGCUGCUGUAA
Molecule: messenger RNA, 1743 nt
Organism: Lipotes vexillifer (Yangtze River dolphin)
Lineage: Eukaryota; Metazoa; Chordata; Mammalia; Artiodactyla; Lipotidae
Gene: CDCP2
Product: CUB domain containing protein 2
Exons: 7
Coding region: 1-1743 (580 amino acids)
Source: RefSeq, a predicted model, not a curated record